Messenger RNA from Gavia stellata (red-throated loon), 1281 nucleotides. RefSeq names its product glycine receptor subunit alpha-4. Lineage: Eukaryota; Metazoa; Chordata; Aves; Gaviiformes; Gaviidae. Gene Ontology annotation, molecular function: transmitter-gated monoatomic ion channel activity; transmembrane signaling receptor activity; chloride channel activity. The coding region runs from base 34 to 1281 and encodes 415 amino acids. Gene Ontology annotation, biological process: regulation of membrane potential; signal transduction; chloride transmembrane transport. The record is from RefSeq and is a predicted model, not a curated record. The transcript is spliced from 8 exons. Gene Ontology annotation, cellular component: synapse; neuron projection; plasma membrane.
AUUAAAGCUGCUUCCCGAAGCUCACCCCAGCCCAUGUCACCCUCUGAUUUCCUGGACAAGCUUAUGGGACGAACGUCAGGAUAUGAUGCCCGGAUACGACCCAACUUCAAAGGUCCACCUGUCAACGUGACGUGCAACAUCUUCAUCAACAGCUUCGGCUCCGUCACCGAGACCACCAUGGACUACCGGGUGAACGUCUUCCUGCGGCAGCAGUGGAAUGAUCCCCGCCUGGCUUAUCACGAGUACCCUGAUGACUCCCUUGACCUUGACCCCUCCAUGCUCGACUCCAUCUGGAAGCCAGACUUGUUCUUUGCCAACGAGAAAGGGGCCAAUUUCCAUGAGGUCACCACUGACAACAAGCUGCUGCGCAUCUUCAAGAACGGCAACGUGCUCUACAGCAUUAGGCUGACGCUGAUCCUGUCCUGCCCCAUGGACCUUAAGAACUUCCCCAUGGACAUCCAGACAUGCACCAUGCAGCUGGAGAGCUUUGGCUAUACCAUGAAUGACCUCAUCUUCAAGUGGCUGGAGGAGCAGGAGGCUGUGCAAGUGGCAGAGGGCUUGACACUCCCGCAGUUCAUCCUCAGGGAUGAGAAGGACCUGGGCUAUUGCACCAAGUACUACAACACAGGCAAGUUCACCUGCAUCGAGGUGAAGUUCCACCUGGAGAGGCAGAUGGGUUACUACCUGAUCCAGAUGUACAUCCCCAGCCUCCUCAUCGUCAUCCUCUCCUGGGUCUCCUUCUGGAUCAACAUGGACGCAGCGCCAGCCCGGGUGGGCUUGGGCAUCACCACUGUGCUCACCAUGACCACGCAGAGUGCCGGCUCCCGUGCCUCUCUGCCCAAGGUCUCCUACGUGAAGGCCAUUGACAUCUGGAUGGCUGUGUGCCUGCUCUUUGUCUUUGCUGCCUUGUUGGAGUAUGCAGCUGUCAACUUUGUCUCCCGACAGCAUAAGGAGUUCAUGCGCCUGCGCCGGCGCCAGCGGCGGCAGAGGAUGGAGGAAGAGCUCGGCCGCGAGAGCCGCUUCUACUUGCGAGGCUACGGGCUGGGCCACUGCCUGCAGCCGAAGGACAGGGCUGGGGAGGGCCACGGCAUCUAUAGCUCCCCCCCAGCUGGCAUGCUGCUGCGGGAAGGGGAGACCCUCUUCAGGCACUACAUCAACCGGGCCAAGCGCAUCGACACCAUCUCCCGAGCCGUCUUCCCCUUCACCUUCCUGGUCUUCAAUAUCUUCUACUGGGUUGUCUACAAAGUGCUCCGCUCGGAGGACAUCUACUCGGUGCCCUGA